Molecule: messenger RNA, 5016 nt
Organism: Lampris incognitus (smalleye Pacific opah)
Lineage: Eukaryota; Metazoa; Chordata; Actinopteri; Lampriformes; Lampridae
Gene: plekhg4
Product: pleckstrin homology domain containing, family G (with RhoGef domain) member 4
Exons: 26
Coding region: 1-5016 (1671 amino acids)
Molecular function (GO): guanyl-nucleotide exchange factor activity
Source: RefSeq, a predicted model, not a curated record
AUGAAUGUCCACACUUUCCACAUUGCAAAGGGCCUCAAUACCAAUGCCAACACGGCUGAGAUUCAUACAGCCAUAAGCCUUGAGUGCGCGGGGAGUCUGACAGCCCUGUCAGCCUUCUCCCACGAGAAGCUGACAAGUCAAAUCUGUCUCGCAGACGCGAAUGAGGGUAAAGCCAUCGCUCUACGCCCCCGGUCUCAGCACUCGGGGACACCCAGUAAAAGCAGCGACUCUGAGUCUCUGAACCUCUGCCUCCAGAGUGCGCUGUCUGCCCUCUACCCUCCUUUCCAGGCCACGGGCUCUACCCUCCUCUGCCAGGUUUUAAACAUCGUGGAGAGUUGUUACCGGGGGGACGGCCUACGCUACCUCAUCCACUUCCUGCUGCCUGCAAAGCACAUCCUGCAGUGCAUCCAGCAAGACGCCUGUCUGCCAUACUGUGGGCUGUUGUUUCGUCAUGAGGGCUGGCCCCUGUGUGUCCAGGAGAAGGUAGUCAUCCAUCUGUGUCCACUGGACAGCAGCAUUCUCUGCCCAGGAGACUUCUACUUGCUAGUGUCUCCCCCUGACUGCUCCCCUGACAGAGGCUCCUUACCGGUGGUGCAAGUGUGUUGCUUGUCAGCCAGCGGCCGCUAUGUGGAAGAGGUGGAGGUGUCCCACAUAGAACUUGGCUCGCUCUUCACUAUGGCCUGGCUGGACUCUGUCAACAGGGCAAGAGAAGAGAGGGGGGCAUCCCACCUACGACACUGCCUCCUGUCAGCCAACCAGGAUGUCUUCAGGCUCCCCUGGGAGGACCUGGUCCACCCACAACUUAUUAGCCAGUCCACGACCAUACCCACUGCUGUCCCCGCCAGAGACAAAGGAAAGGAAACACAGGGUGGAGGCAGGUUGAUUGACAAUUCAGAUGAUCAGUAUGAAGACAGUUCCUCUCUCAAUAAAAAUGUGAAGCUCCUCCCACUCUUGAGAGGAGUCUCCAGUGAACAGGCAGAGCUGAAACUAUUCAGGGACCGGGACUCAGCGGUCCAGUCCGAAGAGGUACAGACAGAAAUAUAUGCGUUAGAUGAGGCAGAGAAGGAGGUGAAAGUGGAGGAGAGGAGGGGUCAGAAUGGGAAGGUGACAGAGGAUGAGAGAAGAGGACAUUUGGGGAAGGUGAGAGAGAAGGAGUGGGUGGUGGAGAAGGGAGAGGACGGUGCUCUGAACUGUAGAAGAGGAAGCAGUGGAGACUCCUCUGAUGGACACAGGCAUACUGAAGACCUCAGUGAAGCCCACAGUGUGUCCUCCCCACAGGAGGAAGAUGAAGGCCUGAAAGAGGAAGAGGAAAAGCCUCGAUCUAGGGAGGUUGGUGUGCAGCGUGCUGCAGAGCCUCAGACUGAAGAUUCUAGCAGUCAACAGCCUCCAGUCCAUACAGUGGAUUGUCUCUCUAAUGGUACAAGUACAGUAAAACCAGCCGAACCACCAGCCUCUCCCCAGCUAAACCAGUCAGCAUUCAGUAAAAUCCAACUCCAGUCUGCAGUCUGCUCCAGGAGCCAGCUUUUUCUCAGCGCUGUGCUGAGCUCUGGCGCCCUCUGUCUGCCUGGAACUAAAGACAGAGCUGGCCGUGCAUUGCUGACAGUCUGUGCGGGGCACAACGUGUGGUUGAGUCCUGGCUCUAACAGUACAGAGCUGGUCAGCAUUCUGCUCUACUUAACCUCCACCGUCAGGAAGGAUGUGCGUAUGUUGGGGCUGACGUUGCUGCUGGACGCUCGCACUUCUCCUCCUGUCUCAGCCCUCCUCACAGCCAUUUCCACCCUACAGGAGACCAUACCAGGCUGCAUUCAUACUGUGUUGCUGCUGGCUGACAGAGAUCUGGCUCUGCACAUUUACGGACCCCCACUUGCCCAGGUGGAGUUGGUGACCUCUCUGAAGUCUCUACAGAAAUAUAUCGACGUAUCUCAGCUCCCCACUGAAUAUGAGGGAUCCUUUCCCUUCUCCCACCCCAGCUGGCUCUCCUUCUACUUGAGAGUCGAGCAGUUGACCAAUCAGUGUCAAGAUGUUGUCAGCCUUCUACAGAGGACCAUCAACAUCCUGGAGACAAGCCCCCUGCCAUCAAGCUCCGAGACUCUGGGUCUAUGGUCAGACAAGAAUGAAUUUGUUUCUCUGUGUCAGGAAGCCCAAGACCUGUUGACUCACUACAGAGGUCUAAUGCAAAGUGUCCUGGAAGACAGCCGACUGGUCGUAUUGCAGCUAGAGGGCGGAGCCUCACUCUCAUGUCUUCGCAAAGAGGAGAGUAGUGUUACCCUCACUGAAGAUUACAGAGAGUCAGUGGAAGCUGUGUCCAGUCUGUAUGAGCUUGUGGAUGAAUCGGUCCACAAACUAGUUAAGCUGUCUAACUCACGGAUGCGCCAGCUUGAAUUCAUCAUGGAGUUCAGGAGCCUUGAACAGGGCUUCAAAAAGGUGAGACACUGGGUGGAGUGUGUGGGGGAAAGCAAGCUGAGAAGUCUUGGACAGGAGGAGAAUUCUCUGGAACAGCUGAUCAGCAAACAACAGGAUUUCAAAGACUUCUAUGGCAUGGCAUAUGAGCAAUGUAAAGCAGGAGAGGCUCUCUUGAAGCAUUUGGAGCGAUGGGAGGAUUUGCCGUCAGCCGAGCUGCAGGUUUACAAGGUCAAAGUUCACUCCUUCUGGGCUGUCCUGCAGGACUUCUCCCAGCGAGUCGACAGCACAAGAGAACGAAUUGAUAAGAUGAUCCACCUCUACCGCUUCUAUGACAAGGCCUAUGGGUGGGCAAUUGAGGGCAUGCGCCAACUGGCCAGUGUCAGCAUUGAGGACUGUAUGCUGCCAGGUAAAUGCCAGACCAUGAUUGGCUCCUUAGAGAGCUACCGCCAGCAGCACCCACCCAUCCCAGAGGCUAGUUUCCAGGAGAUGAAGGAGCUCGCGGAAGAGCUGGGGAGUGAGCAGGGUCUGCGCCAGUGGAAAUUUGCCUGGACCAAGUGUCAGGAGACCAGAAAAGUGUUGGACAGGAAACUGGAGGUGGCACUGAGGACCCGCAGGAACCUCAUGAAGGAGAUGGACAAGGGAGCUGAUGAGGGAGACUCUUCCUACAGCCAUGAGAGGGGCAAAAGUGCUUCUUUUUCCACCUGGAAGUCGUUUUCUGGGGGGUGGGGCUGCAGAGAGAAGCUCUCCUUAAUCUCUAGACCCCAAGAGGAAGACCCCUCCUCCCCUUCUCCCAGCAAAGCCCUCUCCAACACUCCCCAACCCUCCCCAGUCACACAGCGCCUAACCCGCAGUUCCUCCAUAGAGGAGGGUUCUCUCCGAGCCGCUGCCUCCUCCCUCACGCCCCUAAUGGACUCCUCCAGCCGACGGCAGCAGCUUCGGAAGACCCAAAGUUUCGACUGCCCCCCCACCCCUGAGGCAGCACGCUAUGGUCUAUGCCAGCGGUCUCACAGCGAGCCGCACCGGAGGGGCAACACCGGGGUAUUCAUCAAAGGCCUGGAGGUUAGCAGCACUGAAGUGGCUGAGCGACCCUUCAAUGCUCGGAAAGCUGCAAACAGCUGGGCUGGAGAGACGAUCCGCAGCACCACCACCAGCCCUAUAGUGGAGCCUCGCACCAAGGGCAGUAAACUACGGCACAUCAUAGAGGAGAUGGUCACCACAGAGAGAGACUACGUGCGUUCUCUUCAGUACGUAAUCCAGCACUACUUCCCAGAGAUGGAGCGCACUGACUUACCUCAAGACCUGCGGGGAAAACGCUCGGUCAUCUUUGGAAACCUGGAGAAGCUUCUGGACUUCCACAGCCAGUUCUUCCUGAAAGAACUUGAGGCUUGCUGGAGACACCCACUAAGAGUGUCUGACUGCUUCCUCCGACAUCAGGAGCAGUUUGCUCUGUAUGCCCUGUACAGCAAGAACAAACCCAAAUCUGACUACCUGUUGUCUAGCCACGGAAACACAUUCUUCAGGGAGAAGCAGUUAGAGUUGAAGGAUAAGAUGGAUCUGGCCUCCUACCUGCUGAAGCCAGUUCAGAGGAUGAGUAAAUAUGCCUUGCUGCUGAAAGAUCUCAUUAAGGAGGUCAGUCAUGCUCAGGAGGCAGAGCUCACCGCCCUUCAUACUGCUACCCAGAUGGUCAAGUUCCAGCUGCGCCAUGGAAACGAUCUGCUGGCCAUGGAUGCCAUCAUUGACUGUGAUGUAAACUUGAAGGAACAAGGCCAGCUUAUCAGGCAGGAUGAGUUUACUAUCUGGAAUGGGAGGAGGAAGUGUCAGCGUCAUGUCUUCCUGUUUGAGGACUUGGUUCUGCUCAGUAAAACUAAGCGGGUGGAGGGGGGCUUGGAUGUUUUCAUCUACAAACACUCCUUUAAGAGUGCUGACUUGGGACUGACAGAGUCAUCCGGAGACAGCGGGCUGCGCUUUGAGAUCUGGUUUCGACGGAGGACGACCAAAAACCAAGUUUUUGUCCUACAGGCAGCAAGAGAGGACAUCAAACAGUCCUGGACCAGAGACAUAGGCCGCAUUCUGUGGAGACAAGCCACUAGGAACAAAGAAAUUAGGAUGAAGGAGUUGGUUUCUAUGGGAGUUGGUAACAAACCCUAUCUGGACAUCCAGCCCAGUGAAGCAGCCAUCAGUGACAGAGCAGUGGAUUACAUCAUGAAAGGCAGAGGUGCCAGGACACGGGCUUCGAUCGCAGUCUCUCUGUUUGACCACUCCAAUCCUUUUAAGCGAGCAGCGGUGAGUGUACCCUCUGUGACCUCCGAGUCGGUGACCUCAGGACGAUCUUCCUGCUCCUUGCUGGGGUCUCUCAACCUGCACACAUACAGAGUUAACACCUGUGAAGUGACACCGUCCAUCUUUGAGAUGUCAUGUACCACUUCUCCUCCUCCCCUCCCCAGUGGUCAGAGCUUCCUGGUCCCUGCACCAGCGGAGAACUCUUUCAUCACUUCCUGUAUCGAGGAGGACGAGCUGGAGAAUGAGACCAGCAGCCAGCCCUCCAUAAGUGUAAAGUCCACGCUGAAGCUGUACCCAACCGUGGAUGAAGACGUUCUGAUGCAGACUGUUUAA